This is a messenger RNA of Exophiala bonariae, 630 nucleotides long. RefSeq lists its product as uncharacterized. The record is from RefSeq and is a predicted model, not a curated record. Gene Ontology annotation, cellular component: preribosome, large subunit precursor; nucleolus. NCBI's taxonomy places the organism in Eukaryota, Fungi, Ascomycota, Eurotiomycetes, Chaetothyriales, Herpotrichiellaceae. Bases 1 to 630 code for a protein of 209 amino acids. Gene Ontology annotation, biological process: ribosomal large subunit biogenesis; intracellular mRNA localization. The transcript has a single exon. Gene Ontology annotation, molecular function: mRNA binding.
AUGGCGCCGAAACCUCCCGGCUCUAAGACAGCCACAAAAGUGAACAACAAAAACCCCAAAGCCCGCAAAUCCGCCACUUCGGGCCCAUCAACCAUCGGCAAAUCCAAAGUCCGCCGCCCAACCAAACAAGUCAAGACAAAACCCACCGCCGCCUCGCAAUCCGCCGCCCGCGCCGCCUACAAGAAGAAGCAGAGAGUCUACACGGACAAGGAGUUAAACCUCCCCACGCUGAACAUGAUCACACCCGCGGGCGUAACACAGCCGACGCGAGGCAAGAAGAAGGGAAAGGUGUUCAUCGACGACCGGGAGUCGAUGAUGACGAUCCUGGCGCUGGUGAAUGCGCAGAAAGAAGGCCAGAUUGAGAGUAGGAUCAUGCGGGAAAGGCAGUUGGAGGAGGUUCGGGAGGCGAGGAGGAAAGAGGCCGAGAAGAGAAAGGAGGGGAAGCGCGAGAUUCUCGAGGGCAAGAUGGCCGAGGUCAAGAGAAAGAAGGGCCCCAAGGGACCUGCUGGUCGUGGCCAUGGGGAUGCUAAAAGAGGUGGUGCGGAGGGUGAGGAGGCCACUGACGAAAGUUCUGGUAAGAGGAAACCACAAAAUGCAGCGAAGUCGAAGAAGAGGGUUUCAUUUGCUUGA